Molecule: messenger RNA, 915 nt
Organism: Phytophthora infestans T30-4
Lineage: Eukaryota; Oomycota; Peronosporomycetes; Peronosporales; Peronosporaceae
Exons: 2
Coding region: 44-742 (232 amino acids)
Source: RefSeq, a predicted model, not a curated record
UUUUGCAUCAAGUCGCACUCAGUGUCACAGUACCAAAGCAGCCAUGCUUGUGAUGAUCAACGCGACGGACAACCCAUGGAUGGUGGCACUGCUGCUGUUCGUGCAAGUGGUUAUGCCGCUGCUGCAGAGCAAUGCUGCAGAUAACGAGGGCGCGUCGCUGGCGCUCAACGUUGCCAUCCUGUUCCUGGUGGGACUCUCACUCAUGACGUUCUGGAAGGCCGCGCGCUUCUGCCGCGUGCUGUACCAGCUCCGCGGACGGCACCCCGAAAUGGGUUGGGUGGCUUUCUUCCGUGAGGCCUACACGCAGGUGGCGGCGGCAGCAGCGCAGCGGGAGGCCAAUAAUCAAAACCGUGCAGCACAAGAGGAUGCACGCUCCGACACAUUUAACCGAACGCUACGCACCAUUCAGGUGAUGCCCACGGAGGAGUUCAAGACGCCCGGGGAGCUCAAGGAAGUCACCAUCGCUGAACUCAAGCAGCGACUCGAGCGUCGUGACGUGGACCUUGCCGGAUGUGUGGAGCGUCAAGAGCUUGUUGAUCUGCUGGUCAAGUACAGGGGAGGCCCAUCCAACAACGACACGUGCUGUAUCUGCUGCGAAGAGUACGAAACGGGAGACGUGCUGCGUCUACUACGCAAGUGCAAGCACGAAUUUCAUCUCGAGUGUCUGGACAAGUGGGCCUUUACCUCUGUCAACUCACAGCGCGCACCGUCUUGCCCACUCUGCAAUCAAGGCCUGGAGUAGGGUGUCAAAUGCUUCGCUUGAUGCACUCCAUGAAUAUUCCGCCUCAAGAUCGAGUUGCAAGGGCGAGAACAAGUUUUUAUUUCUUGUAGCUGCUUAUAAUAAUUGUAGGCUCGAGUGACUACUGUAGUGUCGAUUUCACUGUGGAGACGAUGGUGGACACUUUAUGCCUCUAA